Messenger RNA from Lingula anatina, 777 nucleotides. RefSeq names its product organic cation transporter protein-like. Gene Ontology annotation, cellular component: membrane. Gene Ontology annotation, biological process: transmembrane transport. Gene Ontology annotation, molecular function: transmembrane transporter activity. The record is from RefSeq and is a predicted model, not a curated record. NCBI's taxonomy places the organism in Eukaryota, Metazoa, Brachiopoda, Lingulata, Lingulida, Lingulidae.
ACGUGGAAACGGACCGCACUGACGGCAAACGUGUGCUUCAACUGGUUAGUAAACGGCAUGGUGUAUUACGGUUUGGCACUAAACUCCGAAGGAUUGGGAGGUGAUCUCUACCUAAACUUUACACUGAUGGGGGCCAUUGAAAUUCCAGCCUACACUCUGGCUGUUUUCCUCAUCGACAAAAUUGGCAGAAGAAAAUCAUUGACAGGAUUUAUGGUGCUUGGAGGGGUGGCUUGCAUUGUUUCUGGUAGCCUGUCUCCAGAUUUACAUUGGUUAAUAGUAACGUUGGCAGUCCUUGGUAAGAUGGGAAUCUCCGCUUCUUUUACGAUAAUCUAUGUGGUGACAGCGGAGGUUUACCCAACUGUAAUGAGAAUCAUAGCUCUGGGGUUGGCCUCUACUUUUGCCAGAGUUGGCAGCGCCUUGGCACCCCAGGUUGUUUUACUGAAGGAACCAAUUGCUGCACUGCCUUUUAUCAUCCUUGGAUCAGAAUCAAUCAUCGCUGGACUGCUGUCACUUCUGUUACCUGAGACUGUGCGCAGAGAUCUCCCGCAGAACCUAGAAGAAUUUGACACCAUGUUGGCAUCUCCUAGAGUCUAUGAAGAAACCGAAUCUAAAGGGGAAACAGGAGAUGAUGAAAAGGAAAUUGAGAAAAUCAAAGAUCAAUCUAACGACAACAAAGGAACGGUAGAGCUUCACACGAGACUCUAAGACUGGGCUGCCAUGCCUAGAAUGAUCCAUCUGGAUCGGUCUAACUCCCUGCGGAGUCUCACUUAAUUGCUA